UUGUGUUGGAUUGGUCAUUGGUGUUGGAUUUUCAGUGUAUUCAAAAUAUUCUCAUCUUUAAAUAAAAGUAAAUAGAUACCUAAUCAAUUUAGUGAGAUCUACACAUCGAAAUAUCAAAUCUUUAUCCAAAUGGCGUCUAGAAAAAAAGGAAAAGCAGUAGCAAAAUCAUCAAAUCGACAUGUUGAACGUGAAUAUGCCGAGAAACUCAAUGAUCUGACUCUUCAUUCAUCAGACGAUAGUGAUAGUGACCGCAGUUCUAACGCCGCAGACAGUGAUGGUGCCGAGGCUACCUUUAAUGUGAGCAUGUGGGACCUUAACCAUUGCGAUCCUAAAAAAUGUUCAGGCAGAAAACUUUUGCGACAUAACCUGAUCAAGAACCUAAAACUCGGACAACGUUUUCAAGGCUUAGUCCUAUCACCUGUCGGCACUCAGAGUGUUAGUCCUGAUGACAAAGACAUUAUAGAAAAAUUUGGACUUGCAGUUAUAGACUGUUCAUGGGCAAAAAUUGAUGAAACUCCAUUCGGUAGGAUGAAGUCACCCCAUCCCAGGUUACUACCAUUUUUGGUAGCGGCAAAUCCGAUAAAUUAUGGUAAACCUUAUCAACUGAGUUGCGUUGAGGCCCUGGCCGCUGCCAUGUAUAUUACGGGUCAUAAGCGAGAAGCAAAGUUCUAUUUAUCUAAAUUCUCAUGGGGCCACUCGUUUUUAGAAUUAAACUCUGACAUACUCAUCACAUAUGCCGGAUGCACAGACAGUAAAAGUGUAAUUGAAGCACAAAACAAAUUUCUAAAAACAGUAGAAAAUGAAAGGGAUUCAAGAAGUAUGUGGCCGACUGAUUCAGAAUCAGAAGAAGAGUAACACCAUAUUGUGAUUUUAUAUUUAUACAACAAGGAAUUUGUUAUUAAUUUAAAGUUGUAC
Molecule: messenger RNA, 915 nt
Organism: Aricia agestis (brown argus)
Lineage: Eukaryota; Metazoa; Arthropoda; Insecta; Lepidoptera; Lycaenidae
Product: 18S rRNA aminocarboxypropyltransferase
Exons: 1
Coding region: 130-855 (241 amino acids)
Biological process (GO): maturation of SSU-rRNA
Molecular function (GO): rRNA small subunit aminocarboxypropyltransferase activity
Source: RefSeq, a predicted model, not a curated record